This is a messenger RNA of Cyprinodon tularosa, 864 nucleotides long. It is a transcript of the gene tmem150b, whose product is annotated as transmembrane protein 150B. The coding region runs from base 167 to 829 and encodes 220 amino acids. NCBI's taxonomy places the organism in Eukaryota, Metazoa, Chordata, Actinopteri, Cyprinodontiformes, Cyprinodontidae. The transcript has 6 exons. The record is from RefSeq and is a predicted model, not a curated record.
UGAGUUUACAGGUUUCGCCAUCCUUUUUAAUCCACUUCAGAUUUCCUGUGCUGAGCUCAAGAACAUAAUCCACCUCCAUCCAUCUUCAUAAAGCGUGAGCAGAAUCAAGAGGAUUUCCCCACUGUGUUUGUGGUUUCAUAGCGAGCUAAGAGAGAAUCUGAGAGAGAUGGGUCCUCUGUUUGCUAUUCCCAUCCUUGCUGCAGUGAAUGGCAUCGCCGGCAUUUGGGCCGUGUAUGGAAUAGCUUUGCAUAAUGGAACAGUAAAUCUGACGGACCACUUUCCUUACAUAAGUCACUGUGGGGCAAAACCUCCAGCCAGCUGCUGGUUCUCUCAGGUCUGCAACAACGGCUGCAUUCUAGCUCUGAUAUUCGACACUGUGCGUUUCCUCGCUGUUAAAAACCAUUCAAAAAACAGAGGGUAUAACAUUGCUAGCUUUGUACUGGGAAUCUUCUCAGCUGUGGGGUUGUCCAUCACCGGAAACUUCCAGGUCUCAAACAAUGUUUCUCUUCAUUACAUUGGUGCUGUUCUGGCAUUCUUUGGGGGCCUGGUCUACCUCUGGUUUCAACUGUUUCUUAUCAGCGACAAGAUCGUGAAGUACAUUGGGUAUGUUGUGUGCUCCAUCUGCACCAUCCUGAUCAUCUGCAUGACUGUUUUCCAUUUCUGUGAAUUUCUUACUUAUACUGCAAUCUGUGAGUGGACCCUGGCCACAUCAUUCUUCCUGCUCUAUCCUCUGUUUGUGUUUGAGUUUUCAGAUAUCGACCUCAAAUUUACCAUAAACACCAAAGGCUCCGCCUCUGCAAGCGGCGACCAACCACUUAAAGAUUACUAGAGGUCACUCUGUUGUCACGGAGACAGAUCAAAGCU